UUCAAAACACCAGUCAUUUUGUGCCUCAAAGAAGUGACGGCACAAAAUGGAAGAGACCCAAAGAGGCCACCUCCUUGCAGCUAUUUCCUUCACGUUUAUACAUAUACUCCAAAUUUGAAGAAGUGGUUUUACACUACAGUUGUGACGGAUCCCUGAGAGAGCCACCUGCAGACUCAGACCUUGACUCCUGGAAACAGAAGGCUUUGCCAGGGCAAGGUGGUCAUGCACCAGCUAAUCCCUCCAGCCUGCAGAAGCCAAAUGCUUGCUCUCAUUCUUACAGUGGCAUCUGUUGUUGUGAUAAGCCCAUGUACAUCUGAGAUUACAUGCCUUUUAAUCAAGCACAACAAUAAACUGACAAGACGAUUGGAUUCUUCGCCUUUGCAUGAGAUCCAAAGUAAUGUUCAAGACCUCAAUUGUUCUUGGAAUUCUCAAAGCACUGGGAACAUUUCUGAAGCAAAAUAUGUAGAAGUUGGUGUGCUUGAAACUAUUGAAAUACAGACAAUACUAAAUAUUACAGGGAACAUCUCCUGUCUUUGGGUUUUUAAGGAGUCAAAGACUGACUGCAAUAUCUCUCUGGAUUCAGACAACCGGCAUGUUGUUUCAGUGGAGUUUCCAAAGAUUCGAGAGAAGCUGGCUGGAAAUCACACACUGUCAAUUAAAACUAAAACCAAUUACUACACAGUAACAUUUAUACUUCAUAUCAAACGAGGUCCAAGAAAACCAUAUUUCGUAACAAAUAAGCAUUCAAGCACUGUCAGCUGCGUAUCAGAAGGACACCCUGAACCAGUUUUUGAAUGGCUGUCUUGCAAUGUUCCUGAUGAAGGCUGCAGAAGAAAUGAUUCCUCCUCAAAUGCAGUCCUGCACAGAUUACAGGGGGCACAGCUGAAACUAAGUGAAGAUUUGCUUAUUGAUCCACAUGUGUGGUGCUGUGCAGUCAAUGAGAUGGGCCAUGCAUGCACGGAACUCUAUACAAUAGAUUUAGACAUACCAUUGGGAGGCCCUCAGAAAGAAUUCUUUGUUAAAGUUGGAGAUCCACUGUUCUUAAGAUGUAGAGCCACCUAUAGCAAUUAUAACUUUGGAAUUAAAUGGUAUUUUGACAACAAACAAUUAGCAAAGAACAUGAUACUUGAUGAAAGUUGGAAUCUGGGCGCAUAUUGGAUUAGGAACAAGUAUGCAUUUGUUUCAUCAGUGGAACAACAUAGUCAUGGACUUUAUACAUGUCAUUCCAAAAACCUUAACAGAAAUCAAACCAUUAUGGUUACAGUUUUAGGUAGAGGAUUUAUCAAUAUCACUGAUUUAAAGGAAGAUUUUGAAGUUGGCCCAAAGGAAACCAUUUGCCUUGAAAUUAAACUGGAAGCAUAUCCAGCAAUUACAUGCAUCUGGAUGUUUUCCCAAAAGUCGUUUCCAUGCAAGCAGCAUUACACUGACAGUUACAGCAUCUCUGCAAGGUUGUGUGACCAUAAAUACCAACCAGGUGAAUAUGUGUUCUACGCGGAAAAUGGUGAUUUUUGUGUAAGCAGAACAUUAAAGCUUCAUGUGAAACGUGAGCCUAAUGUAACAAUGCAUUCUACCCCAACUGAGAUUUCUUGCAUCUCCGAGAGUAAUCCUGCAUCAUCUUGGAUCUGGAGGGAGUGUCCUGAAAAAGAUAUAAACUGUACAGAAAUCACAGAUGGAAUUUCCAGUGACAAACGUGAAGGAAAUGCCUUUGGUCCUUGGAUCUCAGAGAGCACUUUAAAUACAAUGAAAGUACGAGCUGGAUCUUUGAUUGAGUGCUGUGCAAACAAUUCAGUUGGUUCAUCCUGCCGAACCAAUUUUGUUAAAACAAGAGGAGUUGCAUUAGAUCCACCAGAUAACAAUGCGUUCUAUGGAACUAUCGGAUCCUGUUCCCUGAUCAUCGCUGUGUUGUGUGUAUUAAUUUGCCAAAACUACCGAAAGCAAUCUAGGUAUGAAAGUCAACUACAAAUGAUACAGAUGGUUGGCCCUUCCGAUAACGAAUACGUCUAUGUUGACUUCAGUGAAUUUGAGUAUGAUAUAAAGUGGGAAUUCCCCCGAGAGAAUCUGGAACUUGGGCAAGUGCUUGGCUCUGGCGCCUUUGGAAAAGUGGUGAAUGCGACAGCCUACGGGAUUAGUGAACCAGGAGUGCCAGCUCAAGUUGCAGUCAAAAUGCUCAAAGAAAAACACAGCUCUUCUGAGAAAGAAGCCUUAAUGUCUGAGCUCAAAAUGAUGACUCACAUUGGAAGUCAUGAAAACAUUGUGAAUCUGUUAGGUGCUUGCACUGCGUCAGGACCGAUUUACUUGAUUUUUGAAUACUGUUGCCAUGGAGACCUCUUGAACUACUUACGAAGCAGAAGAGACAGGUUCCACAAGACAUGGAACGAUAUCUUCAGACAACACUCUUUCAGUUUUUACCACAAUUUCUCAGGACACAUGGCCUCAAGAAAUGGAAGCGUAAUUAAAAAUGGCUCGUAUAUACCAUUGGAUGACCUUGGAAGCACUGAUACAAAACAGAACUUAGAUUUGGGCUAUAAGCUGUCUGGAAUUGCCCUAAUGUUGGAGGAAGAAGAAAUGAAAUACAUGAACAGGAGAGUGGAUGAUGAGGAGGAGGACUUCAAUGUGCUGACUUUUGAAGACCUUCUUUGCUUCUCAUGUCAAGUCGCCAAAGGAAUGGAGUUUCUGGAGUCAAAAUCAUGUGUUCACAGAGAUCUGGCUGCCAGGAAUAUACUAAUAACUCAUGGAAAAGUGGCAAAAAUCUGUGACUUUGGGCUUGCGAGGGAUAUCGUGAACGACUCAAACUACGUGAUCAGAGGGAAUGCUCGUUUACCUGUGAAAUGGAUGGCACCUGAAAGCUUAUUUGAAGGGAUAUACACAAUUAAGAGUGACGUCUGGUCUUUUGGAAUCUUACUGUGGGAAAUAUUCUCUCUUGGUGUCAAUCCUUACCCUGGAAUGCAAGUUGAUGCAAACUUCUACAAACUGAUUCAAAGAGGGUUUAAGAUGGAGUGUCCAUUUUAUGGUACAGAAGAAAUAUAUUUAGUGCUGUGCUCCUGCUGGGCCCUGGAUUCCCGAAAAAGACCAUCCUUUUCACAGCUGCUUUCCCUUCUGGCAUGCCAGCUGGCUGAAGCAGAAGGAAUGGCAUGCCAAACUGGGAAGAAUGAAGCCUCCGAACAGAUUUCCAAUUCCCAGUCCAGUCCAUAUGGGAUAAAGGAAUCAGAAUUUUCUCAGCUCUCUGCUCCAGCCCUGGAUGAAGAUACUGCAUGGGAGAAAUAAAUCAGAUGUGUUAUUUUAUGUAAAAUAAGUCAUAUAAACUAAAUGAAUUAAAAGAGUGGGUUUUUUUCCUCCCUUGAAACAAGGCCAGAUUUGCUGCUACAGCCUUUGAAAUGUGUUCUCUUGGUUCCAUCUCAUUUUUGGUUUCAAAAUGAAGCCUUCCUGUCUGUUGGAUGUCUUCCUUUUCUAUUUCUGUAGUGAGUAGGGGAGGGAGAGAUUUGUGCAGAAGCAUUGCUUUGAACCCAUCUAUGCACUGGCUCUGUGCACUAAUGCUUGAAAGACAAGCUCUUCUUUUCUAACUAGAUACUGUAGCUAAAGGCAAAGAUGAAGGAAUAGCUUAAUGAGAUGGGCCACCUGACUGUGGAGCCAGGGAUUGGGUGUCUGAUUCCUACUCUGUUCCCUUUUCAUUAUUCAAAUAUUUGCUAGGCACUGAAUACCUUGCAAGUAUUAUUUCAUAUUCAAAAUCAGUAGAGUUUAAUGAUCAGUAUUAUAUGAUAUUUGACACUGAUAUUUAUUUCAGUACUUCAUGUUUGUCAGUUUGACAGUAUUUGAUAGCAGACAGGAGGAUUUUACUCUAUCAUUAUUUGACAUGCAAUAUUAUUUACUAUACAACUCCACCAAGUCUAUAACAUUUGUAAAAAAAAA
Molecule: messenger RNA, 3906 nt
Organism: Pogona vitticeps (central bearded dragon)
Lineage: Eukaryota; Metazoa; Chordata; Lepidosauria; Squamata; Agamidae
Source: RefSeq, a predicted model, not a curated record